AUUCUCUGGGGAGGUUCCGGGCCUCAGGGGUGGGGUAAAAGUUUGAAUCAUGGCUCCCUGCCUCAUGCCAGGAUCCCUGUAGCUGCCAGCUGUGCCAUGGAUGAGCUGUUACUGCCAACAGUGGGAGACAAUGAUCCCAUUGUCCACUGCAAGGGGCGUCCCCACAAGGACUGCUGCGAGCGGGUCGUGAUCAAUGUUUCGGGCCUACGCUUUGAGACUCAAGCAAAGACCUUGCGCCAGUUCCCCGAUACCCUACUGGGGGACCCACGACGCCGCGUGCGCUAUUACGAUCCUCUCCGCAACGAGUAUUUCUUCGACCGCAACCGGCCCUGCUUCGACUCCAUCCUGUAUUAUUACCAAUCGGGAGGGCGGCUCCGGCGACCGGCUAACAUCCCCAUCGAUGUCUUCCUGGAGGAACUCAAGUUCUACCAGCUCGGGGAGGAGGUCCUCUCCAAAUUCCGCAACGACGAGGGCUUCAUCAAAGAAGAGGAGCAGCCCAUGCCCAACAGGGAAUUCCUCAAACAGGUGUGGCUGCUCUUUGAGCAUCCCGAGAGCUCCCAGGCGGCCCGCAUCAUCGCGAUAAUCUCCGUGAUGGUCAUCCUCAUCUCCAUCGUGAUCUUUUGCUUGGAGACCCUGCCUGAGUUUCGGGAUGACCAGGACAUGUCAUUACCGCCUUCUCAUCAUCGCAUGAAUACCAGCAUACCACACGUCGCACCAUCAAAGAACCAUUUCGACGAUCCCUUCUUCAUCGUGGAGACCAUUUGCAUUUGCUGGUUCUCCUUUGAGCUCUUGGUGCGCUUCCUAGCCUGCCCGAGUAAGCCGGCUUUCUUCAAGAACAUCAUGAACAUGAUUGAUUUCGUGGCCAUCAUCCCUUACUUUGUAACUCUGGGCACCGAAGUUGCUCGCCAGAAGGGAGUGGCCCAGCCCGCCAUGUCCUUGGCCAUCCUCAGGGUCAUCCGGCUGGUGAGGGUCUUCCGAAUCUUCAAGCUCUCCAGGCACUCCAAAGGCUUGCAGAUCCUCGGACAGACGCUCAAGGCCAGCAUGCGGGAGCUCGGCUUGCUCAUCUUCUUCCUCUUCAUUGGCGUCAUCCUCUUCUCGAGUGCCGCCUACUUUGCUGAAGCCGAUCACGAGGGCACGUCCUUCACCAGCAUCCCCGCAGCCUUCUGGUGGGCUGUGGUCAGCAUGACAACAGUGGGCUACGGCGACAUGUACCCUGAGACCAUGGGUGGCAAAAUUGUGGGCUCCUUGUGUGCCAUCGCGGGAGUCCUCACCAUCUCCCUCCCGGUGCCUGUCAUCGUCUCCAACUUCAGCUACUUCUAUCACCGCGAGACUGAGUGCGAGGACAUGGGCCAGUACACCCACAUCACUAUGUGCCCGUACACCCCACCGCCCUCCCCUGCCACCAUCCGGGAGAAAGCUCAUCUCAGGGAGAAACACCACAGGGACGCUGUGCAGCAUUCGGAACUGCUGGAUGGCGUGGUGACCAUGGGCAACUCCGAAGCACCCAACAAACGCCUUGUGACCGAAGUGUGACCACCCAGUCCAAGCACCUG
Euleptes europaea (tarantolino) is the source of this 1553-nucleotide messenger RNA. It is a transcript of the gene KCNA7, whose product is annotated as potassium voltage-gated channel subfamily A member 7. Gene Ontology annotation, molecular function: protein binding; delayed rectifier potassium channel activity. The record is from RefSeq and is a predicted model, not a curated record. Gene Ontology annotation, cellular component: membrane; voltage-gated potassium channel complex. The transcript has 2 exons. Bases 97 to 1533 code for a protein of 478 amino acids. Gene Ontology annotation, biological process: potassium ion transmembrane transport; protein homooligomerization. Lineage: Eukaryota; Metazoa; Chordata; Lepidosauria; Squamata; Sphaerodactylidae.